Chenopodium quinoa (quinoa) is the source of this 1206-nucleotide messenger RNA. RefSeq lists its product as uncharacterized. The transcript is spliced from 3 exons. The coding region runs from base 1 to 1206 and encodes 401 amino acids. Lineage: Eukaryota; Viridiplantae; Streptophyta; Magnoliopsida; Caryophyllales; Amaranthaceae. The record is from RefSeq and is a predicted model, not a curated record.
AUGAACACUCAAGCUCAAUUGAAUUCUCCGUCACCACCACCUAGUUUUCAAGCAAGGGCAUCUUUUAAUCACCAACCCAUGAAUCAACAACUACCACCACAAACUUCAAAUUACAAUCUUGAUUCCAUUAUGGAGACUUUCACUACUUCCCAACUUCGACAGCAAGAGCUUAUGACAAAGCAAUUUGAGCUACAAGCAAAGCAAAAUGAACACUUUGAAAGCUCGAUUCAAAUGCUUAUUGCUCAAAAUAAGAGGAUAGAAACUCACCUUUCUCAACUUUCACAACAAGUGAGUCAUUUAUCAACUCUUCAUGAUCAAGCAAAAGUCCAAAAGGAACAUUGCAAUGCAGUUUUCUUGAGAAGAGAUGAAUUAUUUUCGAGGAAAAUAGAUGAGAAAGUGUGCAGUGUGGAGUCAAGAAAAGAUGAAAAUUGUGAGGAUGUAAAAAGUCCCAAAUAUGUUGCUCUACCGGCCUAUGAGGAACCGAUGCCCUUCCCGCAAAGGUUGUCAAAAGCUGUGCUCGAUAAACAUUUUGGGAAAUAUUGCGAGACUCUUAAACAUUUUGGGAAAUAUUGCGAGACUCUUAAAAAGGAAAUUAAAGAUCAACAUGAUGAUAAGGAAGUAGUAAAUGAGAAAUGCUCUACUCUUUUACGUGAUAGCCUACCACCUAAGCUGCAUGAUCCCGGUUUGCAAAAACUUAAACCUUCCCCUAUUUCUCUUCAAAUGGCUGAUAGGACUGCUAGACUCCCUAAAGGUGUGGUUGAGGAUGUAUUAGUUAAGGUUGGUGAACUUGUUUUUCCUGUUGAUCUUGUUGUUAUGGAUAUGAAAGAAAACCAUAAGAUCCCGAUUAUAUUUGGUCGCCCAUUCCUUGCCACAAGUCAAGCUCUAAUAGAUGUUCCUAAAAGACAAGUGACCAUUAGGGCCCAGGAUAAACAAGUAGUGUUUAAGAUCUUUAAUGAACAUAAUUUUAUAUUUGAUGGUGGUACUUGUUUAAGAAUUGAUGCUACUAACCCUUUGGUUGAUAAGUGUGUAUGUGAUAGAAAUCUUGUGAGAAACGAGGACAAUAUUCCACCAAAUGAUGUGUUUAGCUACAUGAAAGUAAGUUCGGAUACAAAGCAUGUCAAAUAUAAAAUGAAGGAGUCAUUUGGAGGCGGACAUUUUUAUGGGCAACAUCGCGGAGUUUCUUCUUUGUGUGGUGACCCAGGCUGA